GGAUGCACCAUGCACCUGUAGUUGGGCGGAAGCGUGCUUCUGCUGAGAGGGUCACGGACGAUUUACUACAGGAUGAAUUUCCUUGCUUCAGUGGUUUUUUUAAAAAUGAGAAGCGCUCAAGCUAACAGUGUGUGUUUUGCCUGUCUUCGUACAUCCCCGGAGGUGACACGGACCUGAACAUCGCACUUGUACAACAUCGCGUACGGAUGCCAACACAGCGCGAGCGAGCUGUACGAUAUGCUAUAGCUAGCAACGGAGCUGCCGUCAACUUUGAUUUAAUAGUUUACUAUAUUUGGAAAAUGGGGAUCCUCGAAAAGAUAUCGGAAAUCGAGAGAGAAAUCUCGCGCACCCAGAAAAACAAAGCAACUGAGUACCAUCUUGGUUUGCUGAAGGCUAAACUAGCCAAGUACAGAGCUCAGCUGUUGGAACCCUCCAAAUCAGCUGGGGCCAAAGGGGAGGGCUUUGAUGUGAUGAAAUCUGGGGAUGCUCGGGUGGCUCUGAUUGGUUUCCCCUCUGUGGGUAAGUCAACAUUUCUCAGUUUGAUGACUUCUACGGAGAGCGAGGCAGCCUCUUAUGAAUUCACAACACUGACAUGCAUCCCUGGAGUUAUCGAGUAUAAAGGGGCCAAUAUUCAGCUUUUGGAUUUACCUGGAAUCAUUGAGGGUGCUGCCCAAGGAAAGGGCAGAGGAAGACAGGUAAUCGCCGUUGCCAGGACGGCGGAUGUCGUCAUCAUGAUGCUGGAUGCUACGAAGGGCGAUGUUCAGCGGGAGCUCUUGGAAAAAGAACUGGAAUCCGUCGGAAUCAGACUUAAUAGGUCGAAACCAAACAUUUAUUUCAAGCCUAAGAAAGGAGGAGGACUAUCCUACAAUUCAACUGUCCCUCUCACUAUGUGUUCUGAGAAACUAGUACAGCUCAUUCUUCAUGAAUACAAAAUCUUCAAUGCUGAGGUUUUGUUCAGGGAAGACAGCACACCGGAUGAAUUCAUCGAUGUCAUUGUGGGGAACAGAGUCUACAUGCCUUGCUUAUAUGUGUACAACAAAGUCGAUCAGAUCUCCAUGGAGGAUGUUGACCGGUUGGCUCGGAGACCUCACAGUGUGGUCAUCAGCUGUGGGAUGAAACUAAACCUGGACUACCUUCUGGAGAUGCUGUGGGAGUACCUGGCCCUCAUCUGCCUUUACACUAAGAAGCGAGGAGAGCGGCCGGAUUUUAACGACGCGAUCAUCAUGAGGAGAGGAGCGUCUGUAGAACACGUGUGUCAUCGAAUUCACAGAACAUUAGCAAGUCAGUUCAAGUACGCGCUGGUCUGGGGAACAAGUACCAAGUACAGUCCUCAGAGGGUCGGACUCACCCAUAUCAUGGAGCAUGAGGAUGUCAUCCAGGUUGUGAAGAAAUAAGAGUGUGUGAUUGGUGCAAAGGUCAGGCCAAGUGGCUGCGAUGUGUGCAUGGGAGGACUGCACAGAAAAAGCAUCCAUUUCUUACAAAAACAAAGUCUGAUUCUUAUUUUCUGGGUGCCAGAAAAAAAUGACUUUGGAAAGAAAAUAACCAUUUCAUGCCAGAGGUUCUGAAAUCCGCAUAUUUUAUUCACCGCAGCAUUGCAUGAAAUUCAUUUAAAGUGAAAAAUAUAAAUAAAAUUAAAAAAAACUUUAAAAAA
Molecule: messenger RNA, 1651 nt
Organism: Anguilla rostrata (American eel)
Lineage: Eukaryota; Metazoa; Chordata; Actinopteri; Anguilliformes; Anguillidae
Gene: drg2
Product: developmentally regulated GTP binding protein 2
Exons: 14
Coding region: 207-1394 (395 amino acids)
Biological process (GO): cytoplasmic translation
Cellular component (GO): cytoplasm
Molecular function (GO): GTP binding; GTPase activity
Source: RefSeq, a predicted model, not a curated record